Molecule: messenger RNA, 1089 nt
Organism: Drosophila eugracilis
Lineage: Eukaryota; Metazoa; Arthropoda; Insecta; Diptera; Drosophilidae
Product: epidermal retinol dehydrogenase 2
Exons: 5
Coding region: 1-957 (318 amino acids)
Cellular component (GO): lipid droplet
Molecular function (GO): oxidoreductase activity, acting on the CH-OH group of donors, NAD or NADP as acceptor
Source: RefSeq, a predicted model, not a curated record
AUGAUAGAAAGAGAAAUAAUCCAUACUACACCCGCUUCAAAGCGCAUCUUGGAGGUACUUCAGGAUGUCAUGCAGUUCUUCGUGCUCUUUGGUCGUAUCCUUUUGGAGCUGUUCGUUAAACUAGUGCAGACUUUCUUGCCCAAACCGGAGAAGGAUGUCAGCGGGGAGAUAAUUCUGAUUACCGGUACUGGACACGGAAUUGGUCGGGAGUUGGCCCUUCAUUACGCUUAUUUGGGCAGCACUGUGGUUUGUGUGGACAUUGAUGAGAAAACUAAUGAGCAGACGGUGCAGAAGGCCAAACGAUACAAUCUUGGAAAAGUGUAUAGCUAUAGCUGCGAUGUUUCCAAACGCCAUGAGGUUAUGGCGCUGGCUGAUCGGGUUAAGUCCGAGGUUGGAUACGUAUCGGUGCUGGUGAAUAAUGUGGGAAUAAUGCCCACUCAUCCGAUCCUUCAGCAAUCGGACGAGGAAAUCCAACGAGUAUUUGACGUGAACGUUUUCUCGCAAUUCUGGACCAUUCAGGCCUUUUUGUCCCAUAUGCAAGAGAAGAAUCGUGGACAUAUUAUCUGCCUAUCCUCGAUUGCGGGUUUAGUGGGAAUCUCUAACUUGGUUCCCUAUUGCGCCACCAAAUUCGCAGUUCGUGGGCUGAUGGAGGCACUGCAUGCUGAGUUACGAGAGGGACCUUACAGGGAUUUGAUAAAGACCACCACCAUUUUCCCAUAUAUGACCAACACUGGCCUGUGCAAGCAUCCCAAGGUGAAGUUCCCCUCUAUCUUGGGCCUGCUCGAUCCAAGGCAGGUGGCCAGACAGAUUGUGGAAGCACACCGCGCCGACCUUAUGGAGGUAACCAUUCCCAGCAGCUUGCUGCACAUCAACAAUUGGACGCGACUCCUGCCGGAUCAUUGUGGCUUGAUGCUUAAGGACUUUAUCGACAGUGGCGUGGAGUCGGACUUAAUUUAGUUUACCCUCGAUAGAUCGAGUUAAAAUAUGUUGCAGUACAAUAAACUUACUAUUGGAGUAUGUAUAAAAAAUAAAAACAAAUUUUUAGAACUCGUUUCAAGUAAUAGACGGUCUAAAUCUAAAUAUCUUAAC